Molecule: messenger RNA, 598 nt
Organism: Aspergillus aculeatinus CBS 121060
Lineage: Eukaryota; Fungi; Ascomycota; Eurotiomycetes; Eurotiales; Aspergillaceae
Exons: 1
Coding region: 189-563 (124 amino acids)
Source: RefSeq, a predicted model, not a curated record
CACCGACCUGUAUUCUCAUAUGUUCUUCUCUGAUUUCUUCAUGUCUGAGUGUACGCCUCUGUGCCACAUAUUGCAAGCAAAUGUCUGCACUUGUAUCUGAUAGCACCACAGCAUCUUAACUCUCAUCAGCAGUUGUAAUUCAAUUUGAUUUAGCAUUCAAUGGCAUUUAGUAAGCGGCAAUAGUAUGCAUGACGCGCCUCAGAACAGCUUUCCUGUUUUCUAUGUUAUCCUCACUUCCUCAGCGUCAUCACGACAAUUUCUCGUCCGCUCCAUUUCUUUCCCGACCACCUUGUGUCCGCUUGGCGUUACCGAUGCUCCAAGAAACGCAAUUAACGAAGAUGAUGCCCUCUCCACACCAUACUUUCCAUCCACCCUUUCACUACUAUGCUAAGAUAAAGACAAUCCCGUGGCUCGUUCCAGUGAUGUCCGUUGAGAUCAUUCCAUCUAAUUUCCAGAACAGAUGCACACAGCCCAGUCGUUGCCUGCGUCACUGUUUGUCCGCGCAAACACUCGACGAGAUGCGGGAUGGAAUGCGGGUGUCAAAAGCGGCAAAUUCCCAAUAAGGUAUCGGGGACUUGGUUCCGGGGCGCGUCAAGCC